Messenger RNA from Anisakis simplex (herring worm), 423 nucleotides. The record is from the annotation of a GenBank genome assembly. NCBI's taxonomy places the organism in Eukaryota, Metazoa, Nematoda, Chromadorea, Rhabditida, Anisakidae.
AUGGGAACAUCCUUCUACAAUUUGGUGCAUCCUGCUGACAUAGAAGCUGUGGCGGCUUCGAUGCGCGAAUUACUCUCCAAAGGUCAUACAAAAACACCAUACUAUAGACUGAUUGGUGCUGCCAAAACGGUCUUGUGGGUUCAGACCGAAGCAACCACUGUUAAUCAUACAUCAAAAGGUCACAAAGGGCAAUAUGUCAUCUGCAUACAUGAACUGCUCGGGUAUGUUCCAUCUUUGGAAGUUAAUUCAUCCUAUUUCCAUAAGAAAUUCAAAUAUUGCCGGUGUCAUAUCGAUAAGGCUCUUCUAGAUUUGACAGCAGUUCGCUUUCUUUCUGUACUAGAAUCAGACUUCAUUCCGAACAAAUUUAAAUUUAGAUUGAAUGGUGUCAUAUAUGUGUGUGUGUUCAUUAUGAAUUUUGCAUAA